AUGAUGACAAGACCAGGGAAAACCAUUUUUUCUCUGGGGUGGAUAUUUCUAUGGCUUGUUGGAAGAGAAAGAAUUAAAGGAUUUAAUCUUCCAGAUUGUUCUAUCCAAAACACUAUUUGGACAUAUUCUUCAAGGAGGGAGGAAGAGUUUGUCUUAUUUUGUGAUUUACAAAAUGACAGUGCUAAUAACCUGUCUGUCCAGUGGUAUUUACAACCACAAAAUGGAGAGCCAUUAAGAGAAGUUACAAAAAACUACCCACACAUUAUCAAGAAAGAUACCAUCUUACAUUUUUUAACCAUAGGGGUUAAUGAUUCUGGUUCAUACAUAUGUAGACCUGUUAUGAGGAGCCCCCAAGAUAUGACUUUCUGUGUAAAUACAGUUUUGGAAGUGAAAAAUAAGACAAAAGAAUCCUGUGUGAGCACUGUAUCACAUAAGCAAGAACUUGUUAUUAGCAAAAGUUUCUCUGUUUUUUGCCCCUGUCUUAGCAACCAAAGUAAUGCAAAAAGAUCAGAGGUGACCUGGUAUAAGAAUGGAUUUCGCCUCCCCGACAAAAGGGAGAACCCACUAUCCUUUGGCAGAAAUAUUUUUGAUGGUGAUGAGGGCAUGUAUACCUGUGAUUACACUCAGUCGGAUAAUGCAAGCUCGUGGACAGUCAGAGCUGUUGUUCAAGUGAGAACUAUUGUAAAAGACACUACACAAAAACCAAAUAUUCUGGAUCCUAUCAAUAACACUGUGGAAGUAGAACUUGGAAAGCCUUUAACUCUUAACUGCACAGUACUAUUUGGCUUCCAAAGAAUCUUUAAGCCUGUGUUAAAAUGGUACAUCAAAGAUUCUGAUCAGGAAUGGGAUGUGACAACGCCUAAGCCGAUAAGUAUUGAAUCCACCAAAGAGUUUGACAAAAUUAAGCGUCUUCUCUUCUUGAAAGAAGUGACUCAGAGUGAUCUUCAGAAAAAAUUCAUUUGCUUUGCACAAAACUCUAUUGGAAAUGUAACCCGAUCCAUUCAGCUGAAAGCCAAGAAAGGAGUGGUCUUCAUCUAUGUCCUCCUUAGCACCAUCAUGGGCCUAGCAGGUGUGCUCAUGUUGUGUGCUUUCCUCUACAUCUACUGGAUUGAAAUAGUGCUGCUCUACAGAACUUACUGUAACAAGGAUGAAACAGUCGGAGAUGAAAAGGAAUUCGAUGCCUUCAUAUCCUAUGCAAAAUGGAAUUCUUUUGAAACCCAGGCCUCUUCAUUACUGAGUGAGGAGUACUUGGCCCUGAAUCUAUUCCCUGAAGUUUUGGAAAACAAAUAUGGAUACACCUUAUGUUUGCUAGAAAGAGAUAUAGCUCCAGGAGGAGCAUAUGCAGAAGACAUUGUGAAAAUUAUCAAGAAAAGCAGAAGAGGAAUAUUUAUCUUGAGCCCUCACUACAUCAAUGGAUCUGGUAUCUUUGAACUACAAGCAGCAGCAAAUCUUGCCUUGAAUGAUCAUACACUCAAAUUGAUUUUAAUUAAGUUCUGUUCUUUCAAAGAACCAGUCGUUCUACCUCAUCUAGUGAAGAAAGCACUCAAGGUUUUGCCCACAGUCACCUGGAGAGGUUUAAAAUCAGUUCCCCCAAAUUCCAGAUUCUGGACUCAAAUCCGCUACCACAUGCCAGUGAAACACUCAAAUGAAUUCAUAUGGAACCAGCUGGAUGUGAUCCAAAGAGUUCUUUGCUGGAAAAAACACAGCAGCACAGACACCACUGGGAGGAGCUCUCAGCCUAGAGAAGGUGGCACUGUAUUGCCACCCUGA
Molecule: messenger RNA, 1770 nt
Organism: Suncus etruscus (white-toothed pygmy shrew)
Lineage: Eukaryota; Metazoa; Chordata; Mammalia; Eulipotyphla; Soricidae
Gene: IL18RAP
Product: interleukin 18 receptor accessory protein
Exons: 10
Coding region: 1-1770 (589 amino acids)
Biological process (GO): interleukin-18-mediated signaling pathway
Molecular function (GO): interleukin-18 receptor activity; interleukin-1 receptor activity
Source: RefSeq, a predicted model, not a curated record